UAGCAAUAGCAAUAGGCAUCGUUAGCCAUCUAUAAAAGAAGCCCAUAUGCAGCCAUCAACAGGAGGACCAUAUCCCACACCCCCACGCAUAUGAUCUGUGCUGUCUCCCCUCUCUUUUCUCCUCUCCUCUCCUCUCCUUUCCCUCCCUGCCUGCUUGCUCCGUUUGCUUGCCUAAUUAAGCUUACUCAAACAGCGAGCUUCCGAGAAGGCAGGCCGGCCUGCCGGACCAGAACCGUAGCUGAUUGAUUGAUCAAUCAGCCCCUCUCGACACACAGACCAGUGUUGGGCACAGAGGUUCUUUUGUUGCGUUGCCUCGUCCGUCGAAGCUUAUCGACCGGUCGGUGGCUCGACACCGUCGUUGACGUCCGAGCUAGGGCGCCCGGAGUUGUUGAGUCUUUGGAACCGUAGACUCCGUCGACGUCCACACCCUUUGCCAUCAAUCAUCGAUCUGCCCUGCUUGAUAGAGAAGUGUACAUUUAUCGCAUCGUCCAAGAAUCCCUGUGCCAGUCGUUUGAUCAGUUUCCUUCUCUCGGCGUCGGCGGCGCGGCGAUGGACACUACCUUUGGCUGGGCCGGCGCCGGACAGCAUGUUGAUGACUACUUCUUGCGUCAGGUUGGAUGUGCUCGGUUCGAGAUGGACGAGGCCUUCCUUGGCGCGUGCUUUGGACAGCUACAGUGUGACGGGGUAGGCGGCGGUGGCGAAGCGGGAGCAUGCCAGGUGAGCUCGAAUUUUGGUGCUGCCGGUGCCGGAGGCUGCCCUGGUCUGGAGGGUGACCAGCUCGCGUUUCCGAGCGCGGGGACUGGGGACAUGUUUGACGCCGAAAUGCUCGACGCGGCGCUCGCGUUCUCGAGGGAGCUCGGUGAGGGCGGGGCCUUCUCGAACGGCGCCAUAUUCUCUAGCUACAGUGGAACCACCGGCGGAAACAUCUCCUCCGGGGAGUCCAACAACUACAGCGGCGGCUGCGGCAGCCAAGACGCCGAGGUGGCGUCGCCGACGUGCACCAUGUCGCCCACCACGGCGCCGUCGCUUGCCCACGCGUCAACCCAGCAGGCGCUCCACCCCAAGAGGAAGGUGAACAACGAGUACCACCCCACCAUCGCAACAACCGCACCGCCACCGGCGCCGUUCCCUCUCCCCGGAGUCGCGAAGCGGCGUGCGGUCACCGCAGUGACGAGCAUCAACUUCGGCCAGGGCCACGGCGCGCGCGACCCCACCGCCGGGUACGAGCCGGACAUGGAGGCGAUGGCGCAGGUGAAGGCUAUGAUCUACCGCGCGGCGGCCAUGCGCCCCGUCAGCCUGGGCCCCGAGCCGGCCACCACCGCGGGGGCUGCCUCGGAAAAGCCCCGGCGCAAGAACGUGCGCAUCUCGAGCGACCCGCAGACGGUGGCGGCGCGGCUGCGUCGGGAGCGCGUGAGCGAGCGCCUGCGCGUGCUGCAGAAGCUGGUCCCCGGCGGCAGCAAGAUGGACACAGCGUCCAUGCUGGACGAGGCGGCCAGCUACCUCAAGUUCCUCAAGUCCCAGGUCCAAGCGCUGGAAACCCUAGGCACCACCAACACCAACAGCACCAGCACAGCAAGCAGGUCACAGCACCACAACUAUUACAGCAGCAGCAACCCUGGCUUUCUUGGGUUCGCAAGAAGCAGUAACAUUUCUCCAGCUGGGUAUGUAAAUCCUUAUAAUGGAUCGAAUACUGGCAGCAGCAAACUGUUGUAGUACUGUUCUUGUAUGACUGUGCCUUCGAGUGGACUAUACAUGCAUCAUGCAUGCACGUUGCUGUUUCGUACUUUUUGUUUGGUCAGGUUUCGUUGUUAGAUCACGACGUUCUUAGUGAUCAUCUAUUAGUAUUGCUUAGUGCAUAUUAGUACAGUAUCCUCUCAAAAAAAGAUACCCGUACGGUAUUUGAGGUUGUAGUUAUAUAUGUGCAAAAGUUGGAUCUACUUCAUGCAUUGUUGAAUGAUGCAACUGCAGUGAGAGACUGCACGCAGCAGGCCGUAGAUAUGA
This is a messenger RNA of Phragmites australis (common reed), 2001 nucleotides long. Its product is annotated as transcription factor LATE FLOWERING-like. The record is from RefSeq and is a predicted model, not a curated record. The transcript is spliced from 3 exons. Gene Ontology annotation, biological process: regulation of DNA-templated transcription. Gene Ontology annotation, molecular function: DNA-binding transcription factor activity; protein dimerization activity. The coding region runs from base 550 to 1713 and encodes 387 amino acids. Lineage: Eukaryota; Viridiplantae; Streptophyta; Magnoliopsida; Poales; Poaceae.